Messenger RNA from Betta splendens (Siamese fighting fish), 2266 nucleotides. RefSeq names its product rho GTPase-activating protein 22-like. Bases 184 to 1389 code for a protein of 401 amino acids. NCBI's taxonomy places the organism in Eukaryota, Metazoa, Chordata, Actinopteri, Anabantiformes, Osphronemidae. The record is from RefSeq and is a predicted model, not a curated record. The transcript is spliced from 2 exons.
GGGCACAGCAGAGCCAAAGGAGGGAGGUCUGCACCUGACUCGCCCCUCAUCAGCACUUGGCACAGGGAAGCGCCUUAUCAUACUCACAAAUCCACAAUCCAAGUCUUGAAUGAGGUACAGAAGGCGGAGGAGGGGAGGGCGGUUAUCUAAGACUGUCAGCACACCCAUGUGCUUGGCUGGAUCAUGGAGUUACACUGUCUUCCUACUGAGACCCCCACCACAGCCAGCUCCUGCUCCACGGACCCCUUGUACGAUAACUGCCCACCUUUUGCUCAGCUAGGGUGGGCCAGGGAGAAGGAGAUGAAGAGUGGGGUCGUGUGCCCCGCUGUAACCAGACUCCCAGGCCCCUGCAGCCCUCCGCCCGGCCUGGCCCCAGCUGUGGCUGAGGUUCCCACACUAGUUGGUGGGGGAAGAGGGCCUGGCGCCUGGCCAGACCACAGCUACUGCAGCUGGAGAGGAGGCCUAGGAGGACAAGCCUCGGGAGCAGAAAUGGGUCCGGGCGUAAACAGUGCAGGAGGAGGGGAGAGAGGAGGAGAACGGGGAGGUAGCUGGGGACGAGAGGACCGGGCCAGUCUGAACCAGAGCCCCAGUCCAUCACAGAGCGAAGAACACAGGAGCGCUCUGUCUCUGUACGACAACCUCCCCGACGCCGUGGUCGCGGACCUGCAGGAGGUCUCUGACAUGGAAACAGACCUCCAGGAGCCCUUGGAGGAGCAGAUGUACCAGGCAUGUGGACCCGAACACAUCCAAGGACUGAUGGAGGACGAGGGGGUGAGUGAAGAGAAGAGCACUUGGUCUUCUUGCGAGAUCAUACUGGGUGAAAGUGGUCUGAGGAACCAUGACGAGAUUUCGGGUGAAGAGAAGGAGCAGGACCAGGAACCUGAGCUGGACUCAGAUGUCAAACUAAUGCUGAACCUCCAGCUCCUGAUGCCUUCUCCUACACAUCAGGCAAGUUACCCUCCAUCCUCCCAAACUGGGUGCCAAGCCCCGUGGUCCUCUGUUGAGGAGCCAGAGCAGUCCCCCCGGGCUCCCAGGGUGCCGCCGCCUGUUCCCCUGGCCGACCCCUCCGCCAGCGCCCUCCGCAGCCUCCUCACUAGCCUCCAACAGCAGAUAGUCCGGCAACGAGAGGAGUACGAGGAAAAAAUCAUCAGACUGGAGCAGAGAAAUGAAGAACUGCAGGUAAAGGUUGUGAGGUUGACAGCCAACCUCACGCAGCAGCGACACUGGUACCAGGCGGUCCAGGCCAAGAUUGUGGAGACCGAAAGGACCCGGGCCGCUGCUGAGCGACAGAAUGCAACGCUGCAGAGAGAGAUGGAGCAGUUCUUUGACACCUUUGGCGAGCUCAACAAUGAGGCCAAGAAGACGGAGAUAAUUGUCAAGAGCUUUUAAAGAACGCGACAUGUUUGUCACUUACACUGAAUGGUUUUAUGCCCCUGGAGAAAAAAAACAAGAAAUCAUGUGAAAGGAAAUUCUUCACCAAUGUCCAAUUUAUUUGUUGUCAGGGCGUAAAAUGUUGGCCAAGUGCUAAUGUGGUCAUUAAAUUCACACAGGAAAUAAUCUCUGAGAAUAAAAGGAAACCCAAACCCAGCAAAAUUGUAAGAUGUACAGUGUAUACAACAAAGCAUGUUCUAGGGUAAACACAAGCACCGGGACGCUCAGUCCUCGUCUCAUUAGCGGCCACUCCUUGGGUCGUUUAAGGCAUGAAUGGAAGGAUGAAAACAUGGUGGUGGUACAAAAGUCCUCAGUGAUUCCAUAGUGUCAUAUUUCUGCAUGUCCAUCAAACUGUGCAAUCAGUUCUGCAACAAAGCAGCUCAACGGUCCGUUUCCAGGGUUCGACUUUGACCCGGGUCCAGUUUCGGCUCCACAGACCCAAAGCCUCCUCAGACUUUCAAAGGAGAAAACGGAGAGCGCUUAAUAGUACAUUUAGAUACCACAUAGAAAAAGAAAAUGUCUCUCAAACAGACUUUCAGGACCAAACACAUUAAGGUUCUGUAAAUACAAGAACGGUUCUGUAUAAAUUUCUCUUGGUAGGCUUCGUUUAUACCUUCAUGCAAGAUUAACACCAUUACUGGUGUUUCACUGCCUUUGUAUUCACUGGCCCAGUGCUGAUGGAAUGGUUUAGAACAGGAGUAGCCCAUGCAUUUAUCUGUCAAUAACAUGUUUUGACAAGGAGAUUGAUUUCCAUGAGCCUUGAUAAGAUUGUGUGCAACAUUUUGCAAUUAACACAAAAAUAAACUACAUGUAUCUUUUAUCCUCUAAACAUUUA